CCGGUUGGUAAUCCCAGGAAUCGCGCCACUCGGAUGUCUGGCUGGCUCCCGUGGCCUGUGCUCUCUCCCGUCCCUGAAAUACGGCUCGUCCCUAGGGGUUUGACACUACACAACACCCCCCUACCCUCAACGAGCCUCAGGCUUAGUAGACACCUUUCCUACCUUUGAGUCUCCUACUGCGAUCACAUCUCAGGACACUCCCAAGAAACAACAGAGGAGACUGCAGCCCGUCUCCCGCCGUUGAAAAAAAAAAGGCCCUUCUUGCUUCUGUGGCUCUGUCCACCAAGCCGCCAAGAUGAACUCUACCACUCUGCUUUCCCCUCCUCCAGACACCUACUGGGGCCAAUUCGAGGAGAUCUCGAAGUACAAUGUACACUUAAACGUCGUUGAGAGGCUGUGGGCGGCAUGGUACGCCUGGAUGCAGAAUGAUGUCCUAGCGACUGGCAUCAUGUCCUUUGUGAUGCACGAACUCGUCUAUUUCGGUCGGUCAUUGCCGUGGGUUAUCGUCGACACCCUGGGAUGGUUCCGAAAAUAUAAGAUCCAGAGCAACAAAGUGCCCUCUGUGCAGGAGCAAUGGGACUGUGCCAAACUGGUCUUGCUUAGCCAUUUCACUGUCGAACUGCCUCAGAUCUGGCUCUUCCACCCUAUGGCCCAGUUUUGCGGCCUCCAAACCUCGGUCCCGUUCCCUUCGGUUUGGACGAUGGCGUAUCAGAUUGCGAUCUUCUUUGUGCUGGAGGACACAUGGCACUACUUCUCGCAUCGUGCUUUCCACUGGGGUCCUCUCUACAAGGCCGUUCACAAGAUCCACCACCAAUAUUCGGCACCAUUCGGUCUAGCGGCUGAGUAUGCUUCUCCGAUCGAAGUGAUGGCAUUGGGCUUCGGUACCGUCGGCUGCCCGAUCCUUUGGUGUGCCUUCACUGGAGACCUGCAUAUCGUCACGAUGUACGUCUGGAUUGUCUUGCGUCUGUUCCAGGCCAUCGACGCGCACAGCGGUUACGAGUUCCCCUGGAGUCUACAUCAUUUCCUCCCGUUCUGGGCUGGCGCCGACCACCAUGACCUACACCACGAGAAAUUCAUUGGCAACUAUUCUAGCAGCUUUAGGUGGUGGGAUUAUCUGCUUGACACUGAAUACUCGCCCGAGAGUAUGAAGCGAAAGAGAGAGCAAAGGCUUGCGAAGGCCGCCAACAAGUCUGAGUGAGAUCUACCAGAUGAGGUAGUCGAAUCGAACCUUGCACGGGAGUCCACCUCCUGGCCAACUUCGGAGUCUGGUAGUCAAUUUUCUGGUUGUAUCCAGAAGAAACUUUCAGGAUACGCGUUUCGUUUGAUGAUGCUGAACUAGCGGCUAUCAUCAAUAUUUUCUGUUACAGCAGCAUUUAAUAAUUAGUUACGGACAUAGAUUUUUAUGUAUAAUGUUCACAUCUCGCCUUGGUCCUUUGUUAUUGCCCGCCGUAUCUAGAUUUGCAAGGCCUGGUAUUGAGAUUGAUGGCGCUUAGUUGAAUAGCAUCCUCUCAAGCCUGUCUCUUGGACUGUCCUGGGGCUUUUUCUGCACAGCUCAAUGUGCGCAUCGCUAUGUCGCAUGUUAGGUGUAUGUUUCAACUGCUGAUAGAUAUCUACUCACUAAUAUAUUUACAUUGAUAUCAU
This is a messenger RNA of Paecilomyces variotii, 1641 nucleotides long. RefSeq names its product putative C-4 methylsterol oxidase. The record is from RefSeq and is a predicted model, not a curated record. The transcript is spliced from 3 exons. Gene Ontology annotation, molecular function: iron ion binding; C-4 methylsterol oxidase activity. Gene Ontology annotation, biological process: ergosterol biosynthetic process. Lineage: Eukaryota; Fungi; Ascomycota; Eurotiomycetes; Eurotiales; Thermoascaceae. Bases 296 to 1198 code for a protein of 300 amino acids.